CGUGGCGUGGCGUGGCGUGGCGUGGCGUGGCGGUUUCCGGCUGGCGGCGGCGGCGCGGAGGGACCCGGACCCGGGCCUGACGGCGGCAGGAUUACAGCUAGUGCAAGCAGAAAAUCAGGAACCUGGUCGUGCCAAGGAACGAGUGUUUCAUAAAGUACCUUUCAACUCUGCAUAUUUGUGUCACCGCUGCUUCUCCCUGUUGGUAGCUUCUGGAAGGGAUUGCUGUUCCUCUACCUGCUUUCAGACUUCCUGAUGUAAUGGCAACCUACACUUGUAUCACCUGCCGUGUGGCUUUCAAGGAUGCUGACAUUCAGCGUGCCCAUUACAAAACUGACUGGCACAGAUACAACCUGAAACGUAAGGUUGCUGACAUGCCUCCUGUCACUGCUGAGAAUUUCCAGGAGAGAGUCCUAGCGCAGAGAGCAGUAGCAGAGGAGCAGAACAAAAUCACUGCCACUUACUGCACAGUCUGCAGCAAGAGAUUCUCCACCUUCAAUGCCUAUGAGAAUCACUUGAAGUCCAAGAAGCACCUGGAGUUGGAGAAGAAAGCUGUUCAAGCUGUCAGCAAGAAGGUGAAAAUAUUAAAUGAAAAGAACCUGGAAAAGGGGCUGGCCCCGGAGAGUGUAAACAAAGAUGAAAUGAACACAGCUAUUCAGCAAGCCAUCAGAGCUCAGCCAUCUUCAUCUCCGAAGAAGACACCUUUACCUCCCAGUAAUGCAAGUAGCUCUCCGGUUUCCAUGGGAAGCACCAGCUUAUCACAGAGUAGAGAACGAUCAGAAAAACCUCCACGGCUACAGUGGUUUGAACGGCAAGCAAAGAAGCUGGCCAAACAACAAGCAGAGGAAGAAGAGGAUAUGGAAGAAGGCUGGGAAGAUAUGGAUUCCGAUGAAGACAUCGGCUCUGAAGAAGAGAUGGAAAGUGUGGGAGAAGAGGAGGAGCAGGCAGAAGCUGAAAGCACUCUGGCUGUUGGGGCCAUACCAGUCACAGACUGCUUGUUCUGUCCCCACCAUUCAAGAUCUCUCACAAAAAAUGUGGCCCAUAUGACAAAAGCUCACAGUUUCUUCAUUCCAGACAUAGAGUACCUUGUGGAUCUCAGAGGUCUAAUCAAGUACCUGGGAGAGAAAGUUGGCGUUGGGAAAAUCUGCCUCUGGUGCAAUGAAAAAGGGAAAUCCUUCUACUCUACAGAAGCAGUACAGGCUCACAUGAAUGAUAAAAGCCACUGCAAACUCUUCACAGAUGGAGAUGCUGCCCUGGAAUUUGCAGACUUCUAUGAUUUUAGGAGCAGUUACCCCGAUCACAAGGAUGGGGAAGAUGUGGAGGUGCCUGGAGAGCGCCCAGCAGAGAGGGAGUUGGAUUAUGAUGAUGACACUAUGGAGCUGAUCCUCCCUUCAGGUGCAAGAGUGGGUCAUCGUUCUUUAAUGAGAUACUACAAGCAACGGUUUGGUCUGUCAAGAACGGUGGCUGUUGCGAAAAAUAAGAAAGCUGUGGGUCGGGUGUUGCAGCAGUACAGAGCUUUGGGCUGGACGAGUCAGACAGGGGCAGUCUCUGCUCAGCAGCGUGAUAUGCAGUACCUGCAGAGGAUGAAGUCAAAGUGGAUGCUCAAGACAGGGAUGAGUAACAAUGCUACAAAGCAGAUGCAUUUCCGGGCACAAGUCAGAUUCUGAGUUCCCAAGAGAGCUGCACGCAACUGGUUUUGAGAAGGGGGGGUUAAUGGUUUCUGGGUCAAGGAUUCUGUUAUUAAAACGGACUUGGUACCUGUCAGGUGGGGAUGUGUGUGCUGGUGUACCUUCCUGUCUGUGAGAAGAGUAGCAGGGAGCUUGUCUCUUCCACUAAAACGAUGGCUGGCCUAACUUAAAAAAUAAAGUAUCUUAAAUGGAAUAUGUGGCAAAAUAGUCAUGGCUAUGAAUAAAGAUGCAUGUGUAGUCUUGCUGCCCA
This is a messenger RNA of Tyto alba (common barn owl), 1935 nucleotides long. RefSeq names its product zinc finger protein 622 (gene ZNF622). Gene Ontology annotation, cellular component: preribosome, large subunit precursor. Lineage: Eukaryota; Metazoa; Chordata; Aves; Strigiformes; Tytonidae. Bases 258 to 1664 code for a protein of 468 amino acids. Gene Ontology annotation, molecular function: nucleic acid binding; zinc ion binding. Gene Ontology annotation, biological process: ribosomal large subunit biogenesis. The transcript is spliced from 8 exons. The record is from RefSeq and is a predicted model, not a curated record.